CCAAACAAGCAUUUUUCAGUUUAUUUCUUCACCUUGCACUCGUCACGUAACAUCGCUCCCUAAAGAUUAAGAGAUUACUAUGGGCACAGGACACAUCCUCUGGCUCUUCGCACUCUUCUCCACCCUGAGAGGAACUCUGGCCACUUCCCACACUCACCUGCAGAUGACGGAGAACGCCAUCAUACAGUCCACAACGGCCGCCUGCCACUCUCAUGCUCUGCGCACGGGAAAGGCAUUUGUUCUCCCUCCUGGGCCAGUGUCAGCAGAGGCUCUGGUGAAGGCCUGCACAUCCUCGGCGUCCGCCAUCAGUUUUCGAAUGGCCAUCAAUGAGAUAAGCCUAACUAAAGGAAGCAUGGAUGACCGUCAGUCUGUGACAUUUGCACAGUGGCGUAAGCUCAUUACAGACGAUAUUGCUGCCGUAAAGUCGAGUAUUCAAAAAAAGAACUUUGAAGCUGCGAGAGAGAAAUUAGGAGAGGUUCUCCAUGCCCUACAGAAUGUUUACGGUCACGGUGAUCCGAUUGAACUGGAAAGCAAGUUGCCCUACUCCACACUUAUAAGACUUGCUGUACCAAUUAAAAAUGAUUUAACAAGCUGGGUAAGACCUACACCUACAAUCAGCAAAGAGGGUCAGGAGAUCGCCACAAAGGCCUCCGUUGAUCUCCUGCAGGACAUCAGAGCAGCAGCUGGGGAUGCCGACUUCCUACGGCUGAUGAGGAUGAGUCAGACCUCCAUCGCGAUGUGCUUUGUGAUUGACACCACAGGGAGUAUGUCAGAUGACAUUAGUUUUGUGAGACAGACUACAGCCACCAUCAUAGACAGCAAGAGAGGCACUCCUGACGAGCCCUCCGAUUACUAUCUGGUACCCUUCAAUGAUCCAGCUUUUGGACCUUUUUUUAAGACUACUGUUGCAGGAGAAUUUCAGACGCGCAUUAAUAGUCUUACAGCUAACGGGGGUGGAGAUGAGCCUGAAAUGUCACUGUCAGCGCUUCAGCUGGCCCUCACGAGUACACCACCCCAUUCAGAAAUCUUUCUGUUCACGGAUGCUUCAGCUAAAGACACUUCGCUGAAGAGUACAGAUCUGGUCCUGAUAGAGAAGACGAAGUCAACAGUCAACUUCAUGCUAACCAAUCCGCUGGGAGUGCGGCGUCGAAGGAACGCUGAUGAGCAGCUGCGAUCUGAUGAGGAGGAGCAGGAGCACAAGCAAUAUGAGCGUGAACGUCGGAGUCUGUCCAAUCCCAGUUACAGGGUUUACGAGGAGCUGGCCCACGCAUCUGGUGGACUGGCUAUAGAGGUUACCAAGACAAACCUGCCCAGGGCCACAUCCAUUAUCACUGACGCAUCAAGCUCUGCUAAGGUGACCGUUUUCCAAGCUGUGAGGGACCGAUCAGAACUAUUCCCCUUUCACAUGGACACAACAUUAAGUCACCUUGCUAUCUACAUCACAGGGGGCCAUAUAACAUUUACCAUCACCAGUGCCAUGGGUGUCUCUCAGACCAGCACUCAAACAACAGGUGCACUGGGUACCAUCAACAAGGUGGGGAAUGUAUACACAAUGCACAUCAACACAGAUGUCAAGAAAAAGGGAUUAUGGGUCAUUAAAGUUCAGGCAUCUCAAUCUUACACAGUCAAAGUCGUUGGACAAAGCCCGAUUGACUUCCUGUACAACUUUGUGGAAGUAAAUGAAGGCUCUGACUCAUUUGUGGUUCUUGACAGCCGACCCUCUGCCAGUGCGAAGGCCACUUUACUGGUGGCUAUCACCAUGCCCGACUCUGUGAAAGUAACAGAAGUGGCUAUGGUGCCAGAACACGGCAACAUUGUGCUUGCAAGUCUUAAAAAGACAGAGAUGGAAAGCUACUUAGCGACAGUGAGCAGAGUGCCCGAGGGCAGCUUCGCUGUUCAGCUGAAGGGGACGAUCCUCAAAGGAUCUUUUGAGAUGUUCCAGAGACAGUCGUGCACCCAGCUAAGGGCCUCGGGCGUGACAGUCACAGCUGAGACAACGGCUAACCUGAAGCCCGGCGUCCCGCUUAACAUCCCUUUCACGGUAGCCACUGCCCGUUUAGGAGGCAGAUUCAUUGUCCGAGCGAGGAACGACCGCAACUUCAGAUUGUCCUUCCCCUCCAAGUUGACUCUAAGUGCUGGCGGCCAUACUGAGAGCACACUGACCAUUGUAGCUCCUGCAGGCACCCCCUCGGGCACAGACGUCACACUGACCAUUGAGGUCCAGGGUCCCGGAGGCGACAUUAAUUAUGCUGUGCUCCGCCUUACUGUAUUAGCUGAGGUAACCGACAACUCCCCGCCCGACUGCCAGGUGACCAGUGUGGACGUUGAAUGCUUUGGCGACUGCAAUCUGUCAACUUGGAAACUGUUCGCCGAGCUGACGGACGGUAAAGGCUCAGGCAUUAAGACCAUCACAGUCCAGCAGGGCACUGGCACCCUCGCCACAACCGUGAAGCGCCAGGGCGGAGUGGAUGUGACCCAGGCCACCUACAGCGCCUCCUGCUGCUCUGAGAAGGUGGAGCUGGCGGCGGUGGAUGCCGUGGGGAACGUGGGUACCUGCUCUUGGGCCAUUAGGAAAGAAAGCCUUUGGCAUCCUUACUGUUCCUGAAGAUAGUGCUUCUCAUAUAGGUAUUCAACAGCGCUGUGAAUUUUAAAUACCUUUGAAUAAAUUGUUUGCAUCAACAAACCAGAAA
This is a messenger RNA of Alosa sapidissima (American shad), 2690 nucleotides long. RefSeq names its product von Willebrand factor A domain-containing protein 7-like. Bases 80 to 2605 code for a protein of 841 amino acids. The transcript has 15 exons. NCBI's taxonomy places the organism in Eukaryota, Metazoa, Chordata, Actinopteri, Clupeiformes, Clupeidae. The record is from RefSeq and is a predicted model, not a curated record.